Messenger RNA from Synchytrium microbalum, 705 nucleotides. RefSeq lists its product as uncharacterized. The transcript is spliced from 7 exons. Gene Ontology annotation, biological process: mRNA splicing, via spliceosome. Bases 1 to 705 code for a protein of 234 amino acids. The record is from RefSeq and is a predicted model, not a curated record. Gene Ontology annotation, cellular component: U1 snRNP. NCBI's taxonomy places the organism in Eukaryota, Fungi, Chytridiomycota, Chytridiomycetes, Synchytriales, Synchytriaceae. Gene Ontology annotation, molecular function: U1 snRNA binding.
AUGGCUGCCCCGAUGGUUAUAGGAAAUCUGCGCAUGCCCAAGGCUCCAUUAGUGCCUCCUCCUACUGAACCUUGCCAAACUUUAUAUGUACACAAUCUGAAUGAAAAGGUCAACCUGGAAGCUCUGAAGAAGGCGCUACGAGCUCUAUUUCAAGAUUAUGGCGAGGUGCUCGACAUUCAAGCUGGGAAAUCACUCUCGAAAAGAGGACAGGCAUUCAUUGUGUUCAAGGAAGUCGACUCUGCGUCAAAGGCAUUGAGAGAAGUGCAAGGAUUUCCGUUAUAUGGUAAACCGAUGGACAUUCAAUAUGCGAGAUCCAAGAGUGAUGCUAUAGCUAAAUUGGAUGGAAGUUUGGAAGAGAACGUCAAGAAGAGAGCUGCUGAAAAGGAAAUACGGGCACGAGAACCAAAGAAACCAAAACCAGCAUCCGAACCCGCCAAAUCAUAUACACCAGCCUUUUGGAAGCCAGACUUAUCUUCCCCCAGCAAAGUCUUGUUUGUGGAGAAUUUAUCGCCGGAUACCACGGAAGCUGCUCUUGUUGCCCUGUUCAAGCAGUUUGAUGGCUUUCUGGAAGUUCGAUUGGUGUCGGGAAAGAAUGUUGCAUUUGUGGAAUAUGAUAAUGAGCAUUUAUCUUCGAUCGCUCUUGCACAGCUACAAGGUCACAAGAUAACAGGAGAUCAUGCUCUCCGCAUCUCGUUCAGAAGGUGA